UGCGGCGAAAUGUGAAUAGUCCGUGUCGGGGUUGAGCCUAUUGAGCCAGCUGGGAAGAGCGCGAUGCGAAAGAAAAGUUUUAUUUUUCCACAUUUUCCCACGAGAAGAUGUUCAAUCGCAGUGGAAUUCUGUUAUCAGUGAAUACAGCUGUAAUUCUGUGGUGUUGUAUUGUGAAGAGUGUUGAUGGAUCUCAGAGAAAUAGCCUAAUUGUGAUAUCGUACGAUGGAUUCAAGAAUGAAUACCUCAAACGCAAUAUUACACCCUAUCUCAAUGCCUUUCGCGAGGAGGGAGUCUCGGUACCCUACAUGAGGAAUGUCUUUCCCACAAAAACCUUUCCCAAUCACCAUACAAUUGCCACGGGUGUCUUUCCGGAGGUGCAUGGCGUCAUGGCGAAUACCAUGUACGACCGUGACAGUAAGAAGAAGCUGGAAUACGGGUCCCCGAUGUUCCACCAAAACAAUGCCACUGUCCCGAUCUGGACGCUCAAUGAGAUGCAAGGUCAGUAUUCAGGCUGCAUGAUGUGGCCCGGGUCUGAUUUUUCCUAUGCCGGGAGAAAUUGCACACACAGCGUCGCCUACAACAAAUCCAUCUCCUGGGACGCACGUGUGGACAUUGCCAUGGACUGGCUGAAGGACAAGGAAAAGCCUGCGAGUCUCGUAAUCAUGUACUUUGAAGAUCCCGACUCUCAUGGGCACAUCUACGGGCCAGAUUCCAAAAUGGUCCGUGAAUUGAUCAUCAAACUGGAUAAUCUGACCAACAGCAUUCAGCAAAAAUUGAAGGCUAAUCAAUUGUCUGAUCGCGUUAAUGUUAUUCACUUGAGUGAUCACGGAAUGGAAGGAGUUCAUCCGGCCAAUUUUAUUGACUUGCGCCAAUUUGUAGCUGAUGAAUCCUGUGAUUUCUAUGGCUCAUCACCUGUUCUACAGGUUGUACCUAAGCUUGGGAGAUAUGAUGAGGUUUUAGAAGGUUUGAGGAGAGGGGCUCGAUCUAAUGGUCACUUUAAGGUGUUUAGCAAUGCAGAACUUCUGCUGCGAUGGCAUUUUAAUAAUUCCGCUAGAACUGGACCAAUAACUGUCCUUGCGGAUCCUAUUUAUGCCUUCCAAGAUAUGUAUGAAGCAUCAGAAUAUUACAGAAACAAACACAAUGUCACAGGGUCUAAUCAUACGUACGGAAUUCAUGGGUAUGACAAUGAAGCCCUACCGUCCAUGUACUCAAUGUUUAUGGCCAAAGGUCCGGACUUUCAGAAUCGCAAAGUCCUUGCACCUUUCGACACUGUUGAUCUCUACAGUCUCUUCGCUAAGAUUCUCAAUAUUUCAAAUCCACCGCCAACAAAUGGGACUCUAUCUCAUCUAGUGGAUGCUCUCAAGACAUCAGAGUCAUCAGGAAGUUCCAGGAAAGACCCUAAAGUCUCAGCAGCUAUUGUUGCGCUUGGCAGUGCAAUGGUCAGCUUCAGUAUUGUGUCCUUUAUUGCUACAUUUGUAGUUUUAUUGGUACGCAAACGGAGCAAUAGGGAUUCCCAAGAGAUUGACCUGACUGCAAGUCAUGAGGUAACACUCUUACUCAAGAACACCAAACACAGUCCCAGUUCAUCGUCGGGAUCGUCAACAGUAACAGAUACCGAUGCUAUUUGAUACAUUCCAAAGUAAAAGUCACAAAAUUGUCCAAACACUCGAUUAAAUUAAGUAAAAUGUAAAUAUCUAUUGAAAUACAUUACUUUAUAAUUUUAUACUAA
This is a messenger RNA of Phlebotomus papatasi, 1729 nucleotides long. RefSeq names its product ectonucleotide pyrophosphatase/phosphodiesterase family member 5-like. Bases 108 to 1628 code for a protein of 506 amino acids. Lineage: Eukaryota; Metazoa; Arthropoda; Insecta; Diptera; Psychodidae. The record is from RefSeq and is a predicted model, not a curated record. The transcript has 4 exons.